This is a messenger RNA of Bactrocera tryoni, 12592 nucleotides long. RefSeq lists its product as uncharacterized. The record is from RefSeq and is a predicted model, not a curated record. Lineage: Eukaryota; Metazoa; Arthropoda; Insecta; Diptera; Tephritidae. Gene Ontology annotation, molecular function: protein binding; guanyl-nucleotide exchange factor activity. The coding region runs from base 1 to 10257 and encodes 3418 amino acids. Gene Ontology annotation, biological process: actin cytoskeleton organization. The transcript is spliced from 18 exons.
AUGCCAGAAACUUGCCGCACUUCUGCCACAGAACGCCGAGCGCGGAAUUCAAAUGAAGCGAGGUGGAGGGAGAGUGCCCAAAGUGUUUGCGAUAAUAAACAACGAAUUGCUUGGAGCAGAUUUAAAUGCAACGAAUCGAAAAAAUUGAGACCAGCGACUUCCAAUCACAGCGAAAACUUUAAGAACGUGCCGUUUGACGAGCACUGCGAGGGUUCUAAGAACCGCUGUCGUUCACUGAGCAGUAGUGACUCCGCGGUCGAAACGAGUAAGGGCUGUUGCUGUCCGAGCCACUCGGAUAACUCGAAAUCGUGUUGGAAAACCAAGCGAAAACAGAUAAUUCGGCAAAGUUCACAUGCUUCCGGCUUAAACGAAAACGCUAGGACAACCACAGAGGCACCAGCGCAACCCGCAACAAAAACGGCAGCAUCAGCGACUACAUCACAAUUGGCAAUAUUUCGCGGCCGAUAUGCAAGCUGCAGCGAGCAUACGCUUCUAGCCGGUCCACGAGAUGUGCCACAGAAGAGCGGGCGUGUGUACAAAAAGACCUCGACAUCGCUGCCAACAACGCCGAACUUGAGUCAUUUGCGACGGCCGAAGCCGGUGCAAUACCAGAAGCUAUCGCUGGAGUCCGCGGAUAUCGAUGAUGUGAGACAGUUGACGCGUACGCCGAGACAGACGUAUGCAAACAGCCUGCAACAGCUGCAGAUUUCAACAAAGAAGUUGCAAAAUACGACGAGCGAAAGGGGCUACACGCUGUUGGGGCAACAGCACGACCAAGCGCACCAACCAGUACGAGAGCAACAGCAGCAGUCGCUGCCGCUGCAACAGCAAAUGAUCAUUGGCAAUGUACUGCCGGCAUUGGCAGUCCAUGGUGAUGGUACCAAUAAAAGGCGGCAUGUACUGGAAGUAGCGCAUACAAAGAAAAACGAAUUUAUAUAUGCGAAUAACGACAACAACAAUACUAACAACGAAAAUUUGAAUGAGAGCGCAUCAGUUGAGCAUCUUCCCACUUUGACGCCUACGGCAUCGUCGACAGCUAGCGAUUUGGCAACACAACCACUGAUCGAUCAAUAUGCCAGCAGCCAGCCGAACGAUCAGAAUGAUCAAAAUAAUGGCCACGCGCCCUUAUUAUUAUCGCGGCUGCCAUCUCACAUGCCACUGUCGGCUCCGCAAUGCUCAGUUAGCACAACGCCGGCAAUACAAACGACUCAACCCGCCAACUCGGCCAGCACGGCCAACACGGCCCACUCGACAGUUGUUGCCAAAAACACUCUGGCCUUUUGUGAGCACUGCUGUGCAGAAAGAACUAGCAUGGCUAGCGGUGAUUAUUCUCAGGGCGCAUACGCCGAGCGCACGCGAAAUUUCAGUGAUGAGGACUACGCGCGAUGUUAUCGCGAGAACACCGAUUCAGUCUCCGAUCUGUCGUCGUACCGAUUCGUUUCCGAUGAGGAUGAAGUAAGCGCGUGCAUCGCCGCUAACGAAACAGCUGUCACAGAGAAUAAUUCCAACAAUAAAACUAAACUUUACAAUAUCAAAAGAAACAACAGCAAUAAUAAUAACAACAACGUAGCACAAGACAGAAUAUUAGCCAAAAACUGUCGCAUUUUAUCUCCCGAACCGUCGCGCAAGCAAACGCACUCGCAUUCGUGUUCGUGUACGUCCCCGCCAACGUCGCCGCCGUUGUCGCCAUCAUUGUUGACAACAUUGUUGACACCCGCCGCCACACACACGACAAAAACAACAGCGUCGCGUCGUGCUUCCCCCGCCAUUUGUUGUUAUACAAUUGACAAACCCGUCAGCGUGCAUUAUAACGCGACUGUUUUGGAAUACGUACCAAAUGAAACAAAUACAUUCUUAGUAACACCUACGUCGGGGCAGAUAACCGCAACAGCUCAUCUGCCAAUUCGUGGCACUGACACUGCUAGGAGCGCCUAUACCUUACCGCCGGAAGCGCGCGACUCUAGCGAAUUCCCACGUCAGGAGGGUCUCCUAUCGACGUCUUUACCCAGCGAUUAUGGUAGUGUGAGGAGCGCUGCCAAUCACUUGCAGCACACGCCACAGUCGUCAACAAAAUAUAAGCCCCCGCCGCCAGAACCACCUCCCAAACCAAAGCACGAAGCAAGAACUAUCUAUCAGACAGCAAUUUAUUCGAGUUCAAGUGCGUCAGUACAAGACCAACUGGGUGUGUUGGAGACGCGAUUCCACAACGGCGAGCAGAUUUGUAGCAAUGGUCAAAAUAUCCAAAGUAAGGUAAAAAAGUUUGAACAUACAAGCGCCUUGAUUGAGCCACAAACGCAAAGAUCUUCAAGCUAUCUAUCGCCUUUUAUUCCCAAAAGCGUAGGAAAUUAUACGCUUAAUGAGGAUUCCAACAGAACCGAGGAACGUUGGUCACAAUCGUUGCGCUCUCUUGAACGCUCCGUUUCACCAGAGCACUGUGAGCUGUUGAGUUGCUUUGGAACGGUUAAAAAUACCCGAAGCGAGUCCGCAAACACCACAACGAAAAUAAAUAAGCACGACGAGCGACGAGCAGAUGACGCACGGCGAAGCAAAGAAAAUAGCCGCCACGGUGAAGACUGCUUAAAAAGGAAUAAUAGAGACAAUAACGACGACAAGGAAACGAAAUUUGUCGCGCGUAGCUUAAGCGAAAGCAGCUGUUCGGUGUCGGUGGCAACGUCGAUUGCCAAUGAAAAGUGUGCCAUCGAAAACAAAAAUAAUCAUCAGCAGCAGCAGCAACAAGUGCAAGCAUAUCCGCAGCAACCACGUCACCAACAAAAACAGUCACCCGUGCAACCACCAACACCACCGACACAUCACCAUAAUAAUAUUAAUAAUAAACGGCGUAAUUGUGGAGACUCUGAGCAAACUCAAGCGAGUGCAGCCAACGGGAAAAAAUCAGCGUCGACAAGUGUUAAUUCUGUCGCCACUGUAACUGACGGUGUGCUCGACGCGUCUGACACAUUUUACCCGCACACCGUGUUCAGUGCUGGCGGCAGCGCCUGUGGGGAGUGCAAUAACAACUACAACUGCAGGGCAAGGAGUCACGCGGAAUAUACGCGUUCGGUGCCCGCAGCAUCUGCAUAUCCUUUCACCGCAAGUUCGGAGUCGUCGUGCCAAAGUUCGCAAUCAUCAGUUGCCUACGUAACUUCGCCGUUACUGAAACACACGCUGCGCUACGAUAGUUACGGUCGUUUGAAGUCGGAACGCGUUUCGCGCCUUCCCACCAUCACCAGGUCACUAGCCAAUGGUCGCAAAGCGGCUAGUGAAACGCGUUUGCAUCGUGCAUAUCAAAAUGUCUCUACCACGUCUAAAUAUGACUUGCCCACAUCUUUGUCGGCCACCAAUAUUAAGCUAACACCGACUUUUUGUCGUAAAUUCAAUUAUUUUAGUGACAACUUCGAAAACUGUGUGGCCGAAUGUGAAGAAUUUGAGUCAGAAGUUGAAUCUACAGUUGUUGAAUGUGAGAACUCCCAGCAACAAAAGCGGGACACUAUUGAAGAAGUUGUGCAAAACCUUGUACCAGCUGACACCAAUUCCGGACAAAUAGAAGCAAAUACGACAGAUGUAUCUCAAUCGGCACCUGUGCGUAAUGUCACCAUUUGCCACGCGUUCGACAAAGAAUUGGACUUGAAUUUUACAAAGACAGUACCACCACAACAACAGAUCUAUAAAUCUUUUAGUGAUACUCAAAAUAACAAUAACAACAAUAUAACUGGGGGUAAAUCAAAACGUUUUUUUAGUGACUAUUCGCUGAAAUCGGACUUUGCCGAGUCAGACAGUAAUUUGCCGUGUCGGUGUUCUGUUAAGCAACUCGCAUCACUGACCGAAGCGAUAUCUCCCACUUCGCCAACGUCGCCGAUCUCAUUAAAGUCACCGAAAUCUUCUGGUGGUUUGAAUCAAAAGAAUUCACAAUCUCUGCCAAGUGUUCCACAGUCGAAUGGUAUACAAAGUCUAUUAUGGCUUAGUAGUGAGACCAUCGAAUCGUCGCGCGAGAAAUCUUUUGUCGACGAUUUGCAAUCGAAUUGUAGUGAUCAGACAACAAUCUUUCAUUUGGAUAACGAAUUUUCGCAUUCUGCUACAUCUUUGUCUUCGACUACACAAACCGCUACUGAGAGUGGUGGCAACACUCUACACAGACCUAUAGUGCUCAAACGCAUUCCAGCCAUACAAUCGUUUGGAUAUAGUCCAUCAAUCGAAACAAGCUCGCUGGGUGCUAAUGCGCCUGAAAACGACGAGAGGGAGAUUAAUAUGGAGAAGCGUAGAAAUACUUUGGAUCGUUUCCAACGUUUGGGUUUUGGUCGGAAGUCGACUCCAGCAUCGAGCGGUGCAUCAGCGGAUGGCAGUGGCUCGUCGCGAAAUCGAAAAUCGAACGAAAAAUCCGAAAGAUUAAGAGAACUAACUGAGCUACUGCGCGGAAAUAGAUCCUCGCCUACUCCACCACCUGUACCACCGCCACGUAAGCCCCGUAAUGGAUCACAUUCGGCGUCGAAUAGCUUGGAGCGGGCUGACACUCAAGGACAUGCGCCCGCAGUGAGGACUGCUUCUGCCGGCACCUACUCCAUUGAAAGUGUCGAGCCGCCAACGUCAUUCACGUCAAAUCGCAUUGAUGAUAUCAUGUUGAUGGACCAGGAGGAGGACCAAGGUGCAAACAAGACGAAAUCAGGUGUUGGUGAUUGUGCAAAACAAAUCAAUACUUCCUCGCUUGUGGCAUCAACAGCAGCAGGAGAAGAUGUAGGUAUGCCAACUGGAGCAGCAGCGGCACAAGCAUCAACAAACCGUUUAUACGAUACACUCAAACCAAAUACGAGUCUGUCGAAUUUCGAAUCGUUAAUGAGCAGAGAGAAAUCAAAGUCGCCGCCGCCGCGAUCUUUUGCUAACAUCGUUGCGAGUAGCGCUGUGAAUGCGGACGAUGCGCGACUGGCCGACAGUUCAAGUAUAGCUACGAAACUGGCGAGACCAGAAUCUCGCACGGUAAUCGGUUCAUAUACCCAAAAGGGUAUACCGUUUCGGUCGGCGUCGUUUUCACAAAUUGACCUUUCGUCUGGAAAGUACAAAAAGUCUUCGUGGAGCGCAUUGCGUGAUCGGUUGUGGCGUGACAAAGUUGUUGGCUCAGUUGAUUCAGCGACCAAUACGAAAAAGCCAAGUAACAGUGAAGAGGCGAGAAACUGCUUGACUCCUGCAGUACAAAUCGAAGGGAAAGUGAAGUCCGAACCCGAUUGGAUUUACAUUCCAUUGAAGAAGAAAUCCGAAAUGAGUAUUAAUUUAAACUACGGUCAGGAUGUGAAGAGUUUAGAAUCGCCAGACGUUAUACCGGAGGAAGACAUAUUUAAUACCGAUUUGGAACACGCAUCGACUACUACAGAAGACUGCAGUGCUGAAGUUUUACAGCACAACCUUGUUAUUGCGCACGCGAAAAUGGAAUCGUUGACAGAUACAAUACAAUCUGAAAAUGACUACACCAUUGAUGCGAAAGAAGUUGCGGUCUCUAUUGAACCAGUGCCGGCAGUUGUGGCGGCGGCGGAGGGCUUAGUUGAAAAAGCCGAAGUGAUUGAACAGCCGACCAUUCUAGAACCCAUUAUCGCCGAUGUUAUCGAACCAAAUGUAGCCACGUUAGUGGAAGAAAGAAUCGCGUUGGAAUCUCCGCCAGACAAUUUUCUGCAGACGGCUACUACUUGUCUAAUACCGGUGCCAGUGUAUGAAUGUGCUGCACAGGAUUGGCGCUUAGAGAACCCACCACAGGAGUGGGUGGAAGUGCAACCUGAAGAGUUUGGCAUUAUACCGGAAACAAUAGAGCCACUACACUCACUAAACGAUUGUGUGAAUGUGAAACCUAUACCAAAAACCGCGCAGGAGUAUCGUGUGGAAAAUGUACCGACGAUCUCAGUUAGCCGUUCCUCUGAAGAGGCAGAUGAUAAAUGUAUUUUGAGAAGAAAAGACACGUUCGACGAAGAAUUCAGUGAUCUCGUAGAGCGCCGUCAAGCUUCAAUAGAUACUGCAGAGCUUAGUAAACGCUAUAGCCAAGACGAUAUAGAUGUCGGAAAGGAAAAGCGAGCAUCAUUUGAUGCAAUCACUACACGACACAGUGCAGACGAACGUAAACGUAUCGAUAAGUCGAAACGAAGGAAGGGUAUGUACAUUGACAAUGCUGCGUGGAAUGAAGCUGAUAGUGUAGAGGCGCACAAUCGAGGUCUGGCACUGGACAUUUCAUUAGCAACCAACAUGAAUGUGAUUAAGCCGAAUACAUCGGAGGAUUGUGGUAUUAUGUAUAUCAAUAGUCCACCCACUGAUGAAAAUAGAACCCCAGGUUCGCUAUACUCACCCGAAAUAAAUACUCCCGAAUCUGAUAAACCACUAGUUUGGACAAAAGCUGAUCGGCUUACUAGUUUUAGCUUGCAAAGUUCCGAAGAGAAGGAUGAAUUACAGAGUGGGAGCCUUAGUGCGGGUAGUGGCAAUGCUGCAUUAGCUGGUCUUUCUCGCAACAAUAAAAGUUUUCCCUUUCUGCGCACAGAUUCGGUGUCUGACAACGAGAGCGAUCGAGGUACAUCGCAAAGUCGACAACGUGCCAGCCCCAGCCCCGUUCCAGGCGAUUACGAUUUCAAAAGAUUUUCUAAACGACCACUACGUGGACCAUAUGGUCAAAUGUUGGAGAAGGAAAUGAAAAAGCCUAAUAAAAUGCACUACGAGGAAAUUUUAGAAGACCUUCGGGAGUCCGAGAUCUCAUCGCAACCACGUCGCCCACGUGCCGCCUACGAUGACUCCAGCGCCCUUACAACGAACACAGCGCGUAACAUACCUCACCAUUCGAACUCGAUGCGAGUUCGCAAGUCGAACACAUACCUGCCCGUACCUGCUCACACGCGUGCUGCGUCCACACCUUCCAAAAUAGAAAAUGUGAAUAAAGACAGCGGAAUCGGCAGCUUGGAUAAGAUAAAUCCACAUGAAAAACGUUAUCAAAGCACUUUGGAUAACUCCGUGACCCGCGGUGAUAAGAAUUAUCUUGAUGCAGGUCAUCAUUAUGCCCAACAACAUCAUCAUCAGCGUGAAAUAAAACGCGCAGCCUCCGAGGCUCCGGUCCCGAAAAGCCAUCACAGCAAACGCAGCCAGUCUAUGAGUGGUGAGAAAACAGCCUCAGGCGGCAAUCACAUAGCACAUCAAGCGAAGCGAAGCCUCGAUGCGACCACUGGCGCAGGUGCCAAGACCAAAAGCGGCGCUGGUAAAAACACAACUGUGGUGCCGUCACAGGAGCUGCUGGCCGAGUUGCUGAAAGGCUCCAGCGAAAAGUUGAUAUCUGAGCAGAGGAAACAAAUGGCUGCGGACACACGUACACAUGUGGUGCAGGAGAUCUUACGCAAUGAACAGUCUUAUGUCGAGUCACUGCAAACAAUCGUCUCAAAAUAUUUUAAGGUACUCAAGUCUCCCGAACAUGCUGGCAUGAUCGAUACUCGCACCGUGGAUGAGAUAUUCUUUAUGGUACCCGACAUACUGGAAAUACACCAAAAAUUCCUGGCUGAGUUGAAAUCGCGUUGGGAUAGUUGGGAGGCAAACCAAAAAGUUGGCGAUGCUUUUCUGGAAACGUUUUCCAAGUUGGAAGUUUUGGAGGUGUACACAUCUUUUGUGAAUAACUGUAAUCGUGCCAAGAAUGCUAUCCGCUCUACGAAACAUCAGCGACCCUCGUUUGCGAAAUUCCUAGAAAUGACUGCACGUGAGCAUAAAGGCAAAUUAACCCUGGACAAUUUGCUCAUCAAACCGGUGCAGAAAUUUCCAAAUUACGAAAUGCUCUUUCAAAGACUCAUAAAACACACCGAUCGCGAUCAUCCCGACCAGAAACAUCUGCAGGAUGUGCUCAAGCUUGUUCACGAUAUACUUGUCCAUAUCAAUUGUAAAGAGCGUGAAAUUCUCGAAAAUGGUCAACGCGAGGCGACAUUGCGUGAACUUGAGGGCGUUAUCGAGGGCAUAACAGAUCUGAUAACAUCCGAUCGACAGUUUCUACUUUUCGAUUUGGUUUCGAUGCCAUCGGGUCAAGGGGCGCGUAAAGAGCGUGGCUUCUUUCUCUUUAAUGAUCUAUUAGUGUUGACGAGCAUCAAGAAACGCAGCGGCACAAUACGAAAACCCAACCCUUCUACCUGCCCAGGUACCGUGGCCUCAACACUGGAUACCAACAAAUAUAAGUUCCUUACCAAGAUCUCGCUGGAUUGCUUAGAAAUCGUGAAGACGAAAGAUGAAAAUGUGAAGCGCAUAAUGAACGAAAUCGAAAAUUUAGCCGAAGACUGUAAUAAGUUACAACAAAUCGCCGAUGUCACUGCAUCACUCAAGUAUCCACACCAGUAUCUGGAGGAUGUCAUACGUGAAUUACUGCGAGAUGUACAGCGUCAGCUAUCGGAGCGUCAGACCAAUGACACACAAUUGAAUAUGCUGGAUCUGCUGGUUAACUCACCGAAUGGAAGUCAGAAACUCUCGAUCGUCUUCAGCAAAGCUGAGAAACGCACACAGUGGGAGGAGACCUUCAAUGAAGCUAAACAGAAGUUGGCUGCCACUCUCGAGCGACAUCCCAUUCCAGAGUUUCUGAUGUCCAUACCGAUACGUAAAACCCGCGCUGGUUUACAGUUCACUUGUGCCGCAGCAACGCUCAGCGAAAAGCGAGACGUGUGGGUGUGCAACAGUGACGGCUAUGUGGGCCAAGUCUGCAUAAUGUCCCUCUACCCGGAACCGAACGUCACUAGCUGCAAUGGCGUCUGUAAUGCGCGCAUUCUUUGUGUAGCCUCCGUACCCGCCUACAAUUCGAGCAAUAGAAAUUCCACAGGCAGUGGAACGCAGCUGCAACAACAGGCACAACAAACGCUCCCACGCAGCGCCAGCACCACACCGCAGCACAGUUACACACAACAAUUGCGCGAUUAUCGCAAAAGCAUUUCUCCGAACUUCCAGCCGCCCACAAUGAUUGGUACACCGGAGAAGAAAAAAACGCCGUCGGUACCGACAGCUGGCGUGGUGAACCCCAUUGGCACCUGCGCUGGUAAGGACAGUGCAAAUGGUGACGCUAGCGGUGACAACCAACUGGAUUUGAAUCUCAGCUCCAGCGAUGACGAAACCGACACAGCUCUAGCGAACGCCAGCGGCUCUGUUGGCGGCACCGUCAACACUGACAGCGGCACAAUUGAACGCGUACCAAGUCCGGCGCCGUCAACACAGACAAUCGCCUCUAUGACAUUGCCGGGUAGCAGCAGCAGUGGCACGCCAUCGCACCACUCACAUCAAGACUCGAAUCCGGAUGAAGGAGAAGGCAAUUUAUCAACAAUGUGGAUCGGCACUGAAGACGGUUGCAUUCAUGUCUACAAUAGCACCGAUAAUAUACGCAUCAAGAAGAACCGCAUAAAGAUCGAACAUCAGUCGGCUGUGUAUUCCAUAUUGUACCUAGACAAUAGGGUUUUUGUCUCCCUAGCUAAUGGUGACAUUUGUGUUUACUUGCGUGAUGGUGUUGUCUGGAAUACCAGUUCGUCGCACUGUCUUUCAAUCGGUACUGUAACAAGUCCCGUUACGAAGUUGCUGAAUGUGCAUGGAAAACUAUGGUGCUCCAUACAAGGCAUCAUAAAGGUUUUAGAUACAGAGACUUUGUUGGUGGUAAACCAAAUACAAAUCUCAUCUGAUUCGAAACCUAUUACCAACAUGACGGUGUCGAAUAAUUACGUGUGGAUUUCGAUACAAAAUUCGGCACAUAUCAAGUGUUUUCAUUCCAUGAGCCAUCAGUUAAUAGCCGAAGUUAACUUAGCGCCAGCUGUGAAUAAAAUGCUCUCGAAUUGUGAUGAGAUUAUACGCCAGCACAAGGCCGCCUGUUUGCGUGUCACCUCGCUGCUGUCCUGCCGCGAUCUCAUUUGGAUUGGCACCAGUGCGGGCGUGUUGCUCACCAUACCAGCGCAAGGCUUCGAGAAGGGAGUACAAACUGUGGUGCCCACUGGCAUUCCACACGGCCACACCGGUCAUGUGCGUUUCCUGACAUUCGUAGAGACGAGUGGUCUCAGUGCAGAAGGCAGCGGCAGCAGUACAGGGUCCACGGGACGCGAUAACGACAGCGCUGUGAGCAGCAAUGAAUACAGGAGUCAUAGUUCCGCGAAGCAUAUGAAACCGAAAGCGGAAUCGAGUACCAUACUAGUGAUAUCCGGCGGUGAUGGCUACGAGGACUUCCGCAAUUCGGGUGCAAAUUCGUUAAGUGAAAUCGCCGGCCGCGAAGACAGCACCAAUCAUUUACUGAUAUGGCAAAUUUGAAGUAGGCGACGCAAGAACCGUUGGAAGGAAUUGCUUUCACGGUGGAAAAACAACAACUAGUGGUGGCAGCGUAGUCCGGGCGGAUACCGGCGAAAGCGUGGAAUCAAUCGACACACCAGCACGAGCAUCUAAAAUGCGACGUUGCAGCGACGAGCGAUUCUCACGAAACAGGUGCGAUUUUAUAUUGCGUAACAAGCUUCGCAGGAGCCGACCGUUCACUACACAAGGAUAAACACAACCCCCAAAACAAACACACAAAUAAACACACAAAUCGACGAAGUUGUUGGGUAAUGUGAAUGGACAAUUUAUAAUUUGCGAUUUCGAGAUAGAGAUUUUGUGAGAGAGUUUAAAUUUUUUACCUUUUUUGGCGGGAAAAGUGCGCGAAUGUGCGAAAAUGGAAAAUGUGAGAUCGGCAGAUUAUAGUUGCUGAGAAACUUACCUUGGCGUCUAUCAUUGGCGGCACUUUCGUCACGUGUGCCGAAUUCAAACGAUAACAAUUCGAAAAGCGAUCGUGCAAACCGCUUUUAUCAUUAGGAAAACCAAACAAUAUUUGAAAUCGUGUGUACCUUCAUACCUAUUUACAUUUUUAUAUAUGUAUAUGUAUGUGCAUGUACAUAUGUAUACAGGCAAAUGGUGAUUGUGAAGUGUUUAUUCACAAGAUUUGAGAAUUUGCCUAAAAUCGAAACCUCUUUGCUCCAUUCUAAACAGCUGUUUACAACAUACUCGUACAUAGCUGCAAUACAUACAUACAUACUUACUUACAAAUAAGGUUAAGAACAAUAUUCCUAUACAUAUAAAUAUAUUUACAUAUUACUUGCAUACAUACACACACAUAUUUUAAUUACAUUUAUAGACUAAAUUACCGCACACACUUUUAUAUGGAAGAACCGUUAAAUACUUGCGCACACGUGUGUACAUGCAAAAAAGGCAAAUAAAACACGAAAAAAACGGAAAUAAUAAAUUUUAUUGAACUGAAACUGAAUAAUGUGCCAAAAUGUGUUUCCUUUGCUAUAACAAUUGUAAAUUAUCAAAUUUCAAACAAUAUACAUAUGUAUAUGUAUAUACAGGCAUACACUAAUUUAUGUACAUAUAUAUGUAUCUAAACAAAAUGUUCAAUGGCGGCGCAUACAUACAUACGCAUAUUUGUAUGUAAUGGAUUUAGACAAAUCAGCUCGGACAGCUCCAACUUGUGGCGCUAGAGCGAGAAACUAUUUUCCUGAUUUAAAAAACAAAAACAAAAACAAAAACAAAAAUAGAAACAAAAACAAUCUUCUUUGUAUAUUAAGCAACUUAAAAACGUAGCAGAAUGUAUAAAAUAUAUAUGUACAUAUAUACUAUAUAGUACAUAAUAACUGUAUAAAUACUUCUUACAAACAAAUUGAUUGAGAACAAACAUACAUACCUAGAAAAUUAUAUUUAAUGGGCGCAACGGCAGAGUCCCGAAAAAAUAUAUUUGAACCGAUUGAACAAUAAUUAAAUAAAUCUACUAUUUAAGCACUAUUUACAAUAAACAUUAACUAAGCUGAAACUAAUAACAAAUUAUACUGGUAAUUGUUUAAAAUAAAAUAUUAAAUAAUUAUAUAAAUUAUAUUGAAGAUUAUCAUCAUUGAAGCUAUAAAGUUAAAGUUAAUAAAACUGUAAAAACAGAACUCUUACAAAAUUAAGUUUUCCAGGGAAAUGUUAUGUAUAGCAUAUAUAAGGAGUGUUAAGGAACUGAAGUUUCGAAACUCACAUGUGUGAUUCAGUGAGACAUUGCAAAGCAAGCUUGACUAAGCCGGGAGUGGUGUGGGAUACAUGAGAUUUCGAAAGCAAAAAUCAAAAGUAGUUGAAUUUUCUUUUAUAAAACUAAACUGAUAAGUGUUAGCCGCAAGUCUAAAUGUUUAAAGGUCGCCUCUUUGCCUGUAACCAGUGAAGGAUCGCGAUUUGUAACCCAAACCCAUUUUUCCACUAAUUAACUGAAUUCUUAAGGGGGCCGCAAUUUUCCACAGCUUUUGGAACUGAAAACCGAACCACUUUUUAUAAAGGUUAAGGGUCGGUGCAACAUUUUUACUAACUGUAAAUUUAACUUUAUACAAUACAUAUUCAUUUAGCUGAAUUGACGCCUGUUGCGGUGCUCGGAGAAAUAUAAUAAAAGAAUCUGCGAAAAGUUUCAUAAAUUCUGUGCCAAUGGGAUACUUUGAACUUCACGUUUGUCUGUACAUGCACACACACAAACACUUAAGCAUUCUCUAUUAAAUGCUGGGUUUCACUUAUAGUGUUCUAAAAUAAUUAUUUAAUCUUUUUUGUUGUUUGUUCAGAUUUGCAUUUAGUAAUUAAUUUGUGUUUUGUUGUGAGA